GAUACAUUUGUAUGACUACAUGUAUUGACGUACUUACCUUUAUAAUAAAACAUCGAUCGAUAUUUACAGAUUUGUAAACAGCUACCCGGUUAAUGAAGAUCUAUAAAUGGUAUUGUAAAAUACUUGAGUUUUAACGAAAAUAUACCAGUGUGUGUGUUUGAAUGUGAUAUUCAAAGUGGCGCUGUAAUGGCGAAGAUCGUUCAUCCUAUAUCACCCCCGGAGUAUUCAGGACCAGGACUCAGUUUUGAUGGCGGACCAAAUCCCGGGAUAUAUCCAGGGGCUGCGGAAAUAAUGACCCCAGAUCGUAUAGAAGAUACAACACCUCCACCAGCAUACGAUUCAAUUUUCGUCAAUGAUCAGAGACAACCAAAACCUAACGUGCACCAUGAUGACAGAAAUUUGUGGGAGAAAGUUCACGAAUGGUUUGAAUUCUCGGUCCUACAACAAAUAAUUUGGCUUGGUGCUCUCGUCUUUGCGAUAACCUACAUUCGUUUCGGUUUGAAAUAUGCUGGUCAAUGUUUUCGGAAAAAGUACGAUGGAAAAGGUAAAACCACAGAAGAAGAAGAAGACCUCCCGUCAUUCAUGAAAAUAGAGGGCGGAGUUUUGUUAUCGAAUUGA
This is a messenger RNA of Mytilus californianus (California mussel), 618 nucleotides long. RefSeq lists its product as uncharacterized. Bases 187 to 618 code for a protein of 143 amino acids. The record is from RefSeq and is a predicted model, not a curated record. The transcript has 5 exons. NCBI's taxonomy places the organism in Eukaryota, Metazoa, Mollusca, Bivalvia, Mytilida, Mytilidae.